Caenorhabditis remanei is the source of this 579-nucleotide messenger RNA. RefSeq lists its product as uncharacterized. The record is from RefSeq and is a predicted model, not a curated record. The transcript has 2 exons. NCBI's taxonomy places the organism in Eukaryota, Metazoa, Nematoda, Chromadorea, Rhabditida, Rhabditidae. The coding region runs from base 1 to 579 and encodes 192 amino acids.
AUGUCUGGAGCCGUCAUCGACCACGCCGAGGAGAACCAACGUCUCCGCCGACAAAUCGAAUCGCUCCACCUGGAACUCCACGCACAACGAGAGCUCUUCCGCUCGAUUUUUGGAAUGGAAAAUGCUGACUUGCAACUGGAAAACCAGAACCUCAAGGGCCAGCUUCAACAGGCUUUUGAGGACAAGCGAAGAUUCAAUGAGCUGGUGGAAGAGAUGGAGGAAGAGAAGCAGAAGAUGAUUCUGGAUCAUUCGGAGGAGAUGAAGAAGGCACAGGAGCGGAUCAAAUUCUUCAAGGAAGAGGUACAGGAGCUCCAGGAGACGAUCGACGAUCUCGAUGGAGACAUGGAGCGAGUCAUGAGAUUGGAGGCGGUUUGGAAGAGUGAGGAGCAGGAUUUGAAGGAGUCGAGAGAGGCGGUGAAGGUGUUAGAGAAGAAUGUUCGUGGUGCUCGCGCAUGGAUUGAGCAACAACGCCGAGAUGGUGCCGCAGAUGCUACUGACGACACCUCCGACACUGAUGCCUCUGAUUCCUCCGUCUCCUCCGAAGACGCCUCACAGCGACACCGACGACACCUACGAUGA